AUGGCCGUCACUGGCCUUGUUGCAGUCGAGACGCUGCCCCGAUUCCUCCUCCCACGGCUCAGCUGGACUGCGCCGCUCGCCGCAUCUCGAUCUGCUGCAGCCCAACCCUUUGCCCCUCUACAAGCACGAACGAACCAAAGAGCAGUGCCCGCAUUCAACACCAACUUCUCGGCCAGACGAUACAACAAUGGCCAGACACCGGCGCUGAGGCGAGGUUUUCACGCGACGAGUCGACGAGCCCGGGAGCAUCAUUUCGACACGCUCAAGUUUGUCAAACAACUCAAGGAUGAGGGCUUUACCGAGGAGCAAUCAGUCGCCAUGAUGAAGGUCCUCAACGACGUCAUUCAGGAGAGCAUCCAAAACCUGACCCGAACCAUGGUCCUCCGCGACGAUGCUGCCAGAACCACAUACACGCAAAAGGUCGACUUUGCAAAGCUCCGUUCCGAGCUCACUUCGGCGGACAGCACCGAGUCCAACACGACGCGCAGUGCGCACGAGCGCCUCACCAACGAUAUUGCCAAGCUCAGCAGCCGGCUACGAGACGAGAUUGGCCGCACCCAGGCCAGCGUGCGGCUGGACCUCAACCUGGAAAAGGGCCGCAUCCGAGAAGAAGCCGUGGGCCAGGAGCUCAAGAUCAAGGAGACUGAGACCAAGAUUGAACAAGAGGUGGCGGCGCUGAGGGAGAAGCUGGAGCAGGUCAAGUUCCAGACGCUGCAGUGGCUGAUGGGUGUGUGUACUGGUUUUGCGGCGCUGCUGCUUGGUGCUUGGAGACUGCUCAUGUAA
Trichoderma breve is the source of this 783-nucleotide messenger RNA. RefSeq lists its product as uncharacterized. NCBI's taxonomy places the organism in Eukaryota, Fungi, Ascomycota, Sordariomycetes, Hypocreales, Hypocreaceae. The record is from RefSeq and is a predicted model, not a curated record. Bases 1 to 783 code for a protein of 260 amino acids. The transcript has 2 exons. Gene Ontology annotation, cellular component: mitochondrion.